This is a messenger RNA of Capsicum annuum, 327 nucleotides long. RefSeq lists its product as uncharacterized. The transcript has a single exon. NCBI's taxonomy places the organism in Eukaryota, Viridiplantae, Streptophyta, Magnoliopsida, Solanales, Solanaceae. The record is from RefSeq and is a predicted model, not a curated record. The coding region runs from base 1 to 327 and encodes 108 amino acids.
AUGCGAGGUGGUAAUUCCAAAUUCUCCAACUUGCAAGGAAUUCGUGACUUGGCAAAGGCAUUAGUUGAGGCAAAUCUUGUGGAGACUUAUUCACUUGUUUAUUUACUUGUGAAGUUGGCUCUAAUUUUAUUCGUUGCUACGACAACUGUGGAAAGAGCAUUCUCUUCCAUGAAGAACAUAAAAAAUGAAGUGCGAAAUAGUAUUGGUGAUCAAUAUUUAAAUGAUUUUUUAAUAUGCUACAAAGAGUGUGAUGUAUUUGCAAAUGUAAGUAAUGAUGCCAUCGUUGAUCGUUUUCAGAAUAUGAAAACUCGUCGUGGACAAUUGUAA